Messenger RNA from Melospiza melodia melodia, 980 nucleotides. RefSeq names its product H6 family homeobox 1 (gene HMX1). The record is from RefSeq and is a predicted model, not a curated record. Gene Ontology annotation, biological process: negative regulation of DNA-templated transcription; regulation of transcription by RNA polymerase II. Gene Ontology annotation, cellular component: nucleus. Gene Ontology annotation, molecular function: DNA-binding transcription factor activity, RNA polymerase II-specific; RNA polymerase II transcription regulatory region sequence-specific DNA binding. The transcript is spliced from 2 exons. Lineage: Eukaryota; Metazoa; Chordata; Aves; Passeriformes; Passerellidae. The coding region runs from base 16 to 849 and encodes 277 amino acids.
CACUUCUCUCCGACCAUGCCGGACGAAGCCACGGAAAACGCCGGCUCCACCUCCGCCCGCGUCUCGUCCUUCUUCAUCGAGGACCUGCUGGGCACCGAGGGCUCGGCGGGCGGCGGGGCGCGGCGGGCGGCGGCGGCGGGCGGCGGGCGCGGGGGGCCGCGCUGCGGGCCGCCCUCCCCGCUGCGCAUCGGCGCCCCGGGCUGCCCGCUCCGCGACGCCGCCGUGGGCUGGUACCGCCGGGCGCACGCCGCCUUCCUGGGCUGCGCCAGCCCCGACACCAGCGACCGGGACUCUCCGGAGCUGCCCGAGGAGCCGGCGGAGCGGGCGGGCGGCGGGCGGGCGGCGGGCAGAGCCGCGGCGGGCGGGCGGCCGGGCCCGGGCGGCCGCGAGGAGGAGGAGGAGCGCGGCGAGGAGCCGGGAGAGCCGGAGCAGCGCAACGCCGGCCGCAAGAAGAAGACGCGCACGGUGUUCAGCCGCAGCCAGGUGUUCCAGCUGGAGUCCACCUUCGACGUGAAGCGCUACCUGAGCAGCUCCGAGCGGGCCGGGCUGGCCGCCUCGCUGCACCUCACCGAGACGCAGGUGAAGAUCUGGUUCCAGAACCGCCGCAACAAGUGGAAGCGGCAGCUGGCCGCAGACCUGGAAGCGGCCAACCUUUCCCACGCCGCCCAAAGGAUAGUGCGGGUCCCCAUUUUGUACCACGAGAACUCGCCGGCGAGCGCCUUGGGCUUCACCCUGCCGCACAUGUCGCCCCCCUUGGUGGGCUUCUCCAGCGGCGUCAGCUACCCCCUGGGCACCUUCCCCGCCGCCUCCCUCCCUUUCCUACGGUCGCAGAUGACAGGACUCGUCUGAGCGCCCACCUCUGCCGGGACAGCGGCCCCCUCGCCCCCUCCCUCGGCUUCCAGCUCCACCCCCCUUCCUCCACGGACUUUUUAUUUUCAACUUACACGGUUCUUGAUUUUCUGCUUUUUUGAUUUCUUUUU